AUGCAAUCUGGCAUCCUUGCCUUUAUCCAUUUCGCUGUACUCAUACUAAAAUUCUUUCCGGGAGUCACACGAUGCAUACGACACCGCCACUUCUCCGCCCUUACGUUCACGUUAGUGGAGUUUCAGGAGGCUCAAUGCUUCUACAUGCUGUCCUUUCAGUUUGCUGCCCUGACCGCUCUUGUGGCUGGCCCGCAGCUCUAUGAAGCAACUAGUUUGGCGCAGCUUACAUCGAACACCUCCACGGUUAAGGCUGUGGCGUUAAUGGGUGUGCUUCCGAUUACACAUGGCCUAUGGAUUCUACACAGGGUUGACUUACAUUCGUGGUAUAUUUCUCUAUGGUCCGCUAUAACGAUAGUGGUGUCUAGUGUCACUCUCCAUCUAUGUAAGAUGGAGCCUAGAGUGGCCAAUUUGCAGAGUAUUGCAACCGCCAGUCAUCUAGACAAAUGUGGCUAUCACCCUCCUCCCCUUAUAUAUUGCCGGUCACAUUCCGAUUAUUACUUCAGCGCUAUGACCCUUAUAUUCUUUGGGGUCACAGAUGAUAUCCUGAAUUUUGUAUGUAUUGGGAUAUAUGGGAUCCUCGCCUUGCAACGUCUCGCCCUCUAUCCCAAGAGGUGGCUCAACCGAAAGCCAUCGUUUCAAGCUACUUACCACCGAGCGUAUCCGUGGCUAGUAUCCAAAAGAGCCAGGUUCGUUUCCAGAACACUAACUGCGAUCAUUGAAAUUAUCCUUCUAUCCUCCAACUUCUUUUACAUUUUCGGAAUUGUAGCACUCAGUCUUCCAACGAUCGCAUUCAGCUCGUGGAGUUUCGGGCAAAUUAUCGCCGUGGCCAUCUGGGCUCCCCUCAUCAGUAAAUAUCUCUAUUGGUGUUUCUUCGGCUCAAACUCUUACUCCGCCAUCCGAUUCCCGUACCCUUACAGAAUAAGCCGAGCCCAGGCAAUUAAUAACGAACACCACCCAAAUUGA
Aspergillus pseudonomiae is the source of this 963-nucleotide messenger RNA. RefSeq lists its product as uncharacterized. Lineage: Eukaryota; Fungi; Ascomycota; Eurotiomycetes; Eurotiales; Aspergillaceae. Bases 1 to 963 code for a protein of 320 amino acids. The transcript is spliced from 2 exons. The record is from RefSeq and is a predicted model, not a curated record.